Salvia splendens (bonfire salvia) is the source of this 672-nucleotide messenger RNA. Its product is annotated as CASP-like protein IN26. The transcript is spliced from 4 exons. Bases 1 to 450 code for a protein of 149 amino acids. NCBI's taxonomy places the organism in Eukaryota, Viridiplantae, Streptophyta, Magnoliopsida, Lamiales, Lamiaceae. The record is from RefSeq and is a predicted model, not a curated record.
AUGUUGAAAUCUCCCGUGGUGGCGGUUGUGGUGAUUGUUACCAGCAAGGAAACAGUGAAUUCAAGAGAUGCCAAAUUCAACCACUCACCAGCUCUCAUAUACUUUGUAGCAGCACUCUCAGUUGCGGGGUUGUACAGCAUCAUCACCACACUCUUGUCAUUUUAUACUCUCCUCAAACCUGGCUUCUGCCCACAACUCUUAUCUCAUUUCCUCAUUGUUGAUGUUCUACUGCUAGGAAUUGUUAGCGCAGCAACUGGAUCGGCAGGUGCGAUUGCUUACACCGGUUUGAAGGGAAAUUCUCAUCUGGGAUGGGGUAAAGUUUGCAAUGUUUAUGACAAGUUUUGUACAUAUGUCGGAGCUUCCGUUGCUGUCUCGCUCUUUGCCUCGGUUGUGCUUGCUCUCCUCAUUCUCCUUUCUCUCUACUCUAUCUCCAAGAAGAUCCCAAAAUAGUCCAUGUAAAAAAAAAAGACCUAGCAUGUGUGUGUGCGUGCGUGUGUGAAUUGAUGAUCGUGAGUUUGUGUAUAAAUCAGUUUGUGGAAUUGCAUGCUGUCUGUGAAUAUGUAUUUAUAUCUUGCAUGUGCAUAUGUAACAAAGUAGGUUUCCUUGGUCGAGAUUCUCUAUACUAAAAUGUUUCCUUGAAUGACAUCCACAAUCAUCAAAGGUUUGUAAUUA